Molecule: messenger RNA, 1047 nt
Organism: Tarenaya hassleriana
Lineage: Eukaryota; Viridiplantae; Streptophyta; Magnoliopsida; Brassicales; Cleomaceae
Product: BI1-like protein
Exons: 4
Coding region: 57-824 (255 amino acids)
Cellular component (GO): membrane
Source: RefSeq, a predicted model, not a curated record
CCCCCCAAACACACGCGUAAAAAAGAAAAUCCAAACUCGAUCGAAUCUGCAGGGCCAUGGAGAAACCGUACGGAUACGCGAGCGUGAACGCCGGCAGCUCGUUCUCGGUGGGGAAGGAUGUCGACCUAGAGAUGGGCGGCGGAGAGGCGACGCUUUACCCUGGCCUCAGCUUCGGCGAGAAUCAGCUCCGAUGGGGCUUCAUCCGCAAGGUCUACGGUAUUCUCUCCGCUCAGCUCCUCCUCACCACCGUCAUCUCCGCCGUCGUCGUCCUCAAUCCUCCCGUUACCGAGCUCCUCACCGGCUCACCUGGCCUCCUCCUCUUCCUCUGCAUCGUCCCCUUUGUCCUAAUAUGGCCAUUGCACAUCUACCACCAGAAACAUCCUGUCAACCUUAUCCUCCUCGGUCUCUUCACUGUUUCGCUGAGUUUCACCGUCGGAGUAAGCUGCGCUAACACAGACGGAAGAAUUGUGCUUGAAGCAUUGAUUCUGACACUGGCGGUGGUUUCCUCUCUAACCGCGUACACGUUUUGGGCGGCUAAGAAGGGGAAAGAUUUCAGCUUUCUUGGACCCAUUUUGUUCACCAGCCUCAUCAUUCUCGUCGUUACCGGGUUCAUCCAGAUGUUCUUCCCACUCGGCCCGACUUCCGUGGCCAUAUACGGCGGAAUCAGCGCUCUGAUCUUCUGCGGAUACAUAGUCUAUGAUACCGACAACCUCAUCAAGCGAUUCACUUACGACGAGUACAUUCUGGCCUCGGCCGCUCUCUAUCUGGACAUCCUCAACCUCUUCCUCGCCAUUCUACGGGUGCUGAGACAGGCCGACAAUUGAAGAAACACAGCCUCUGUUUGUUUUUUCAGUUGUGAAUACAACAAAUAUUAUCCUUUCAAUUUCUCUCUGCGUGUGAAUGUUUUCUUGGAUUGCAGCUUUAAUGUUUGAUAAUGCCUCAAUGGGGGCAAAAAUCUUUACGUAUUGUAUGUAUCUCUCUCGACCUUUUGAUGAGUGGUUCGAUUAUAUACUUUGAAUUUGUUGCAAUGAAAAUUGAAAUCUCGUA